This is a messenger RNA of Nannizzia gypsea CBS 118893, 834 nucleotides long. RefSeq lists its product as hypothetical. Bases 1 to 834 code for a protein of 277 amino acids. The record is from RefSeq and is a predicted model, not a curated record. Lineage: Eukaryota; Fungi; Ascomycota; Eurotiomycetes; Onygenales; Arthrodermataceae. The transcript has a single exon.
AUGAAUCUCUCUUUCGCUGCCCUGCUGAUUUCAGCAGUAUCCCUCUUCGCUGUCGCCGACGCACUUGAAUGGAACCUUUACCGCAGCUACAGCGCCACGGAAUAUGCAAAAACUCUUAACAUGACCGACAACAAGUUUCGCCUCACGUAUAUUUCGGCUUAUGCCAACGCUGAGGGCGAAGCUAGAUAUAACGCCAUCUUCGAAAAGCCCGAGUAUACGCCUGCAUGGCGUACCAAUUACGGUUAUAACGGCAAUGAACUCAAUAAUACCUUCAACGACUUGAAAAACAAAGGGUUCCGGCCUGUGCUGGUGGAAGGGUAUAACAUUAAUGGAGAGCGUCACUACACCAGCUUGUGGGAGAACAACACGGAAUCCAUCGAGUGGGCUGAGCGCAGAGACAUGUCUGGCAAAGAAUUCAACACCUGGGUCAAGGAACAUAAGAAAAAGGGCUUCCGACUUCGACAUCUUAGCGGUUACGAGUACAAUAAUGAGCAACAGUUUACUGGUGUGUUUGAGAAACGUGACAGUGCCCCGUGGAAGGCGUAUGUUGGCCUCAGCCCUUGGGAGUACAGGAUCAAAAGUUACGCGGCGAAACGCUCUGGGUAUUAUCCUGUGCAAAUUAGUCCGUAUACGGCAUGCGGUAAAGUCUGGUUUGCUGCCAUUUUUGAGAAGCUGGGAAACAAAAAGGAUACCCCUGUUACUGUAUUUGGGUUAGAUUCAUCUCGCUAUAAGAUGGAAUCUGACGUGUGGGAAAGUCGGGGGUAUAAGCCUACUAUGGUAGACGGAUAUCUUGACAAUGGAGAGAAGUUUGCAGCCAUCUUCAACAAGGUCUAA